AUGUUUGCACAGGCAGAAGCGCAUUUUGCCAACCAUCGCAUCACCAACCCGCGGGCCAAGUACAAUGUCGUCGUUAGUUCGCUUGCUCCUGAAUACGCCGCUGAGAUUCGGGACUUGCUCCUAGCGCCGCCAGCCGAGGAGCCGUACCAAGUCCUGAAAGAGGCGCUCACCACACGCACCCAAAAGUCCGAUCAGGCACGGUUGCGUGAGCUACUCUCGACAGCGGACAUCGGGGACAGGGGACAGCCGACCAAGUCGCGUCCUCCGCGAUCCGACGCAUGCAACAGCUUUUGGGCAGUAGACCCGACUGUCCUGCGCGAGCUGUUUGUACAGCGUUUGCCCGUGACGGUCCGCCUGAUUCUGGCUGCAACACCUGCAAGCCUCAGCCUGGACGUAGAUGAGGCGUUUCAACCCGGGUUGAGUUCGACCCGGGUCAGAUUUCAACCCGCCAUGUGCACAAAGUGA
This is a messenger RNA of Sycon ciliatum, 465 nucleotides long. RefSeq lists its product as uncharacterized. NCBI's taxonomy places the organism in Eukaryota, Metazoa, Porifera, Calcarea, Leucosolenida, Sycettidae. The record is from RefSeq and is a predicted model, not a curated record. The transcript has a single exon. Bases 1 to 465 code for a protein of 154 amino acids.